This is a messenger RNA of Tilletiopsis washingtonensis, 2854 nucleotides long. RefSeq names its product glycoside hydrolase. The coding region runs from base 146 to 2644 and encodes 832 amino acids. The transcript is spliced from 6 exons. Gene Ontology annotation, biological process: glucan catabolic process. The record is from RefSeq and is a predicted model, not a curated record. NCBI's taxonomy places the organism in Eukaryota, Fungi, Basidiomycota, Exobasidiomycetes, Entylomatales. Gene Ontology annotation, molecular function: beta-glucosidase activity. Gene Ontology annotation, cellular component: extracellular region; cell surface.
GCCUGAUAUACCGCCUGCACUCCACGCUCUGCUCCACCAUCCCGUCUCCCUGCUCCGUCAACUCGCAAACGCAAGCCGUCUCGCCGCCGCCGCCGCCUGCACCGAGUCUCUGCUGCUGCCGCUGUGAAGCGCGCCUCCUGCGCCCAUGCCGCAGCCUUACACCGCCGUGCCCGGCGGCGCUGACGCCUCGCCGCCGCUCGGGGCGCCGCACACGCCGCCGCUGGGCCAUGCGCCGCCCGAGUUUGACUCGCCCGGCGACGACGGCGACCUGGGCCUGCCCGUGGCGCACUCGCAGCAGUCGCGCCUCUCCGCCUUCUCCUCGGCGUCGGCCUACGCGCCCCUCGAGGGCGGCCAGGCGGCCAUGCCGGGCCGCCUGCCGCGCCCCCACUCCUUUGCCUCGUCGCACAUGCUCGGCGCCGGCAGCGACUACGACUCGACGUACCGCCUCGCCGACUUUGGCCGCUCCACGCCCGGCCUCAGCACGCCGGGCGAGGAGCACGCCAUGUACGAAAAGGGCGGCGCGGGCGCCUAUGCGCCCGUGGCAGCGCCGCUGGCGAGCGACCCGCGCGCAGCAGGGCGCAGGCGCUACGGCGUCGCGGGGCAGAAGGGCAGCGCGCGCCGGCGCUGGUGCAUCCUGCUGGCCGUCGUGCUGGGCCUCGGCAUCAUCCUCGUCGCCGUGCUUGUGCCGCUCACGCAGACGCUGCUGAAGGACGACGCGCCCGGCUCGUCCGGCGGCUCGCACGGCGGUGGCAGCAAUACCGGCGACCAGGGCACGACGGUGGCCGACGGCACCGGGCACGGCGCCGGCGGCCGCGUGCUGACCGAGGGCGGCAACGGCACCGUCAUCGAGCUGGCCAACGGGCAGAGCUUCACCUACAUCAACAACUUCGGCGGCUACUGGCGCAGCGGCCUGCUGGACAACUCGGCACGCGCCCAGUCCUACACGCCCGCGCUCAACGAGUCGUGGGACUAUGCAGCCGAUCAGCAAAUGGGAGUGAAUCUGGGCGGCUGGCUGGUUCUCGAGCCGUUCAUCGCGCCAGCGCUGUUCGAGCCAUACGAGAACACGAGCACGCCAGUCGUCGACGAGUGGACGCUCUCGGCGCAGUGGCGGAGCGAGGGCAAGCUCGAGGAGAACUUCCGGAGACACUACGACACGUUCAUCACAGAAGAGGACUUUGCACGCAUCGCAGGCGCCGGCCUCAAUUGGGUGCGCCUGCCGAUUGGCUUCUGGGCCUUCGGUGUCGAGGGCGACGAGCCAUUCCUCGAGGGCGUGGCGUGGGAGUACUUCCUCAAGGCCGUCGGCUGGGCGCGCAAGUACGGGCUGCGCAUCAACGCCGACCUGCACGCCGUGCCGGGAAGCCAGAACAGCUACAACCACUCGGGACGGCAGGGGCAGCUCGGCUGGCUCAACUCGCCGCUGGGCAUUGUGUAUGCACAGCGCACAAUCAACUACCUGCGCACUUUUGUGCAGGCCAUCUCAACGCCGGAAAUCUCGCCCGUCGUGCCGAUGCUCUCGAUUCUCAACGAGCCGAACCUCAACAUCGGCAUCGGGCAGCCGGCGCUGGCCGCCUGGAACCAGGAGGUCUACUCGAUGAUCCGCGGCAACGUCACCGGCACCGGCGCCGGCCACGGGCCCGUCAUUACGCUGCACGACGGCUUCAUCGGCCUGCAGGCCUGGAACGGCUACAUGCGUGGCGCCGACCGCGUUGCCUACGACGUGCACCCGUACAUUGCCUUUACGCCGCCGUACACCACAGACGUCGGCAGCGGCGCCCUCGCAAUCGCCACGUGCAACAACUUCCAGGCCAACAUCGAUGCAAGCCAGGCGCAGAACGGCAUCACCGUCGCGGGCGAGUGGUCCCUGGCCCUCAAUGACUGCGGUCUCUUCUUGAACCGGGUCGGCGCUGGUGUUCGUUACGACGGUUCGUAUCACGUACAAGGGGAGGAUAGUCCGGCGAGGACGGGCGAUUGCGCAUACUGGGACGACUGGGAGAGCUUCUCCGCGUCGCAGAAGGCCAGCAUGCGCCAGACGGCCAUCGCGUCGAUGGACGCACUGCACAACUUCUACUUCUGGACGUGGAAGAUCGGCAGCUCGCUGCGCACGGGCAAGCCGGUGAACCCCAACUGGAGCUACUCGCUCGGCCUCGACAACGGCUGGAUGCCGACGGACCCGCGCGGCGAGUCGCGCAACGCCUGCCGCAAAUUGCAGUCCGUCUUUCCCGCCAUCACGCGCACCGGCUUCCAGGCGUGGUCGUCGACGUACGCCGACUACAUGACGGGCGCCGCCAGCACCUACGCGCCCGCCACGGCGUCGUACCCGUGGCCGCCGCAGAACAUCGUGCAGAGCGGCACAGCCACGCUGCCUGUGUCGGGCCUGCCGCGCCUCACGCCGACGGGCUCGAUUGCCACGGCGCCGACGCCGUCGUUCUCGGCGUCGGUGCAGCACGAGGCCGUGCCGAGCGUCGCCGCCUGGGCCAACACGGCGGACCGCGUGCCCAUGUACACGCAGAUCGCCGGCUGCGACUACGGCUCGUCGGGCCAGUGGCCGUGCGCCGGCAGUGCGCCGUCGCGGCGCAGCCCGUCGCCGGCGCCGGCCCCGACGGCCGCGGCGGCACGAGCACACGCCCGCGACCUCGCCGCAUGAGCACGGCGUCUUCCCUGGUUCCUCUCCGUCACCCUUGCGCGCCUCCGCCUCUGCUCCUGAUCCACACCAUCUCACUCACGUCUACCCAGCACUCCUCACUCAUUGCACUCUUCCCGCCGCGGCCCCUGUACUCUCUUACGCUCGCUCUGCCGCCUUGCCUUGCUCGAGGCGUGCCUACACAUGCAACGACAGCUUGCACCGCCUCCGGAG